AUGAUUUGCCUCACGACUCUGCUCAUCACUGUCAUGGCCAUGGCGGUGAUGGGGACUCCUCUAGUCGCCCUGCCCAAUAAAGACGAAGUUCUCACCAUGGACACGUCUUCAUUUAAUCAAGCGAGUGACGGCAUGCCAACCAGCAUCUCAGGAGUUCUAGCCAUGAUUAAAGCGCAAGACCCAGACCUUUUCCCCAACAUCCUCCACGUCAUCUCUCGUGACGUGGGCACAGCCAAAGAACACGCUCUCACGCCCCGUCACAAUGAUCAAGGAGGGGUCGGACCGCCACCGCCAAACAAGUGCUGCCCUAAAGGCUACCCAUACAAAGGCACCAAGAAGCAGAAGAACAAUUUUUGGAACAUGCACCUGAGCGAAGUGCGCAGCAAGCAGAAAACAUUGCAUAAAGUCCAGAAGGCGGACCAGGCUGAUCACCGUAACGAAAUCCAAAAGUUGCGUCAAAAGCAGUUUGGUGCCUCGUCGAAGAACAAGGCAAAGUACCGCACCGCAAAGAACGGUGCUAUCGCGAAGUACCACAAGGAGAAGAUUGAAGAUAAGAAGUUGAAGGACGGAUGGCAAAAACAUAAAGUUUUUGAUAAGAAGUUACAGCAGCAGGAUAAGGCGGGGGGGAUUAAGUCGGGUGGCGGCAGCAAGGGAGGUGGCAGAAAGGGUGGGAUUAAGUCGGUUGGCGGCAGCAAGGGAGGUGGCAGAAAGGGAGGGGGGAAGAAGGCAGGGGGAAAGAAACGUCACUAA
Molecule: messenger RNA, 750 nt
Organism: Pseudomassariella vexata
Lineage: Eukaryota; Fungi; Ascomycota; Sordariomycetes; Amphisphaeriales; Pseudomassariaceae
Exons: 1
Coding region: 1-750 (249 amino acids)
Source: RefSeq, a predicted model, not a curated record